CUCCAGCCAUCUAUUAUCUUUGUUUGCUCUCUGGUCUUUGUGUUGGUCUGUGCACAGUUGUGAGCCAUGGUGCUGUUGGAGAUGAAGUUCACCCAGCAGCGGCGGGUGCAUCUGGCGCAGGGCCUGUGGCUGCUCUCCUGGCUGGCUGUGAUGUGCGGGACCUUCGUCUUCUGUCUGGGUGUUUACAUUAAGACAGAGCUGCUCCGCAGGGCCGAGGUGAUGGACAACACAGAGAUCCAUGUGGUGCCCAACAUCCUGAUGCUGGUGGGCCUGGCCUCCAUCGGCACCAACUGGGUUGCCACUCGUGUGUGUCAGGACUCGUUGGACCCAAGCCGCUUCCCCCGAUGGAAAGCUUUCCUGCUGGCUUGGUUUGUUGGAGCCACGAUGCUGUCUUUUCUGCUCUUCGCUGUGGUGGUUCUCAGCUAUGCCCUGCAGGACCUGGAGGAGUCCCUGAAGGUCGGCUUGAGGAAUGGCAUUCGCUUCUACAAGGACACAGAUGUGCCGGGCCGCUGUUUUCAGAAAGAGACCAUUGAUCGUCUGCAGAUGGAGUUUCAGUGUUGUGGAAACAGCAAUUUCAAAGACUGGUUCGAGGUUCAGUGGGUGAGCAACAGAUAUCUGGAUUUCACCUCCAAGGAUGUCAAAGAUCGUAUCCGGAGUAACGUGGACGGACGUUACCUGUUGGACGGCGUUCCUUUCAGCUGCUGUAACCCGCGCUCCCCUCGCCCCUGCCUCCAGAACCAACUGACCGAUAACAGUGCCCACCACAGCUACGACUACCAAUCAGAGGAGCUCAACCUGCACAGCCGUGGCUGCAGGCAGGCCCUGAUUGACUACUACAUGGGCCUGAUGAACUCAACUGGUCCUGGAGUGCUGUCAGUCAUCUUGAUACAGAUGUCCGUAGUUCUGAGCCUGCGCUACCUGCAGACAGCUGUGGAAAGCGCCAUGGCUCUGGAAGAUCCAGAAGAGGACAGUGAGGGCUAUAUCCUGGAGAAGGGUCUAAAGGAAACCUUUGAGGACCUCAAAGUAAAGGCGCUCAUCUUGCUCAAGUUUGGCCAAGUUAACCCCAGCGCUACACAAGAGCCAUCUGAAGCUGAAGACCCAGAGAAAGCUGCUGAUAACACCACUGAGAAGGCUGCUUCUACUACUGCUUCCAGCUAG
Molecule: messenger RNA, 1158 nt
Organism: Labrus bergylta (ballan wrasse)
Lineage: Eukaryota; Metazoa; Chordata; Actinopteri; Labriformes; Labridae
Gene: rom1b
Product: retinal outer segment membrane protein 1b
Biological process (GO): visual perception
Cellular component (GO): plasma membrane
Source: RefSeq, a predicted model, not a curated record